AUGACGGGGCCUGCCCUGCCAGUGGAGCAUCCAAAACCGGGACUCGGUUGUUUCAACCACAGCAUCACAGCAAUAUGGAAACGUCCAUUGCUUCCACCGCCCGGUCGCACGACGCAGUAUUCGUACAGAUGGCAUACUUCGGACCACGUCUACCUCCUACUUGCUAAGGCUGUUGUGGGGCCAAAAGGGACAGAGAUGCUCCAUGGGUUGCCCGUCAGUCACAAUGACGGUGUCAUACCGCUGUCGCUGAGGCGUCAAGCCCGCCUUUGGCGAGCCGAUGCUCUCGAGAUGAGAGCUUUCAACCUGUCACCGGACCCUGAAAGAUACUGCCUGGCGGCCUGGCCGGUUGCCCUGUGCCUACGCCAUCGCGUCUAG
Messenger RNA from Colletotrichum orchidophilum, 375 nucleotides. RefSeq lists its product as uncharacterized. The transcript has a single exon. The record is from RefSeq and is a predicted model, not a curated record. The coding region runs from base 1 to 375 and encodes 124 amino acids. NCBI's taxonomy places the organism in Eukaryota, Fungi, Ascomycota, Sordariomycetes, Glomerellales, Glomerellaceae.